Symbiodinium sp. CCMP2592 is the source of this 7158-nucleotide messenger RNA. Lineage: Eukaryota; Dinophyceae; Suessiales; Symbiodiniaceae. The record is from the annotation of a GenBank genome assembly.
AUGGACGAGCGCCUUCGCCUACUCGAAGCGCAGGUGGAUCGCCUCAGUACCGAGGCCGACGAUUUGCGUGCAGUGCGCUUUCAGCUUGCCGCUUUGCAUUCUGACGUCAUUGGCUUGCGUGAGCAGUGUGAUCACCUUAGUGCCCGUCUUCGCGCCCUCGAAGACCAGGACUCGGCUGCAUUGCGUAGGCUGCAGCCUCGCAGCGCUCUUGGAACCAGUGCCAUUGCAGUGAUUGCUUCCAGUUUCUGUGCCUUCAACUGUCCCGCACCUUUCCCUCAGUGCAGUGGCAGUCGGUGCGUGAGGAUUAGUGCAGAGAUGUCGGAUGCAAGAGAGGCUGAUCCUGAUCACUCGGUUUCUGGUCAGGGGGAGGAGCCUAGUGAUGAUGCAGCCAGUGUCAAUGCAUGGGGCCUGUUGGCUCCACUGAGCCCCACCACCCAUGCUGCAGUGCCUGAGGAAAGCCAAGAGGACCCUGCCUUGUGGCUGCCGGAGCCCUUUAGUCCCUUGGCCUACGACCCUGUGCAUGAUCCCGACCUUAGAGACCCUGCCUCGGACUUGGGUUCUUAUGAUAUGGUUCAUAGUGGGGAACGCGAAAGGUCUCUUGACCCCGAGGACAUUUGGUAUGAUUCAGUGCGAGAUCAUUCUUUAGAUGCGGCCCUAGCCGAAGGUGACAGAGAGGAGGCCGCAACCAGCGUUGCGGAAGAGCCUCUUCUGCCUGCUGAGUCACUAUCCUACAAGCGUGUCUUCGAGGAUGCCAGGUGGGCCGAGGUUGCUCAGGAGGCAAAGUUCAGGCGUGUGUGUCAGGACUUGCCAAAGUUGCCUUGGGAGCAAGGUGCAUGGUCCAGCAUUUUUGGACCUGAGAGAAACAUGAUCGACGAUGCCCUUAGGAGCAGUGUGCAAGCCUCUUAUGGCUCCGAGGAAGCUGGUCAAUUGCCACCCGAGAACCUGCCGUCAGCUUCGGCCUUUCUUGAGAAAACUUCGAGUGUAGUUAGGACUAGGCUAAGGCGGUUUCAUCUUGAGCGACCGGCAGAUGAUAGACGGGAGCACGCCAUAAAGCGACUGAGAGCUCUCAUCAUGUACGAUCCCGACACUACCUUCUUGGGGAUGGUAGUGGCAAAGGAGGCAGCGAACCUAGCUGACGAUGAGGCUCUGUCAUACUCCUUCACUUGUGCUUUUGCAAAGAGUGCUUCCGGCUCUCUCAUAAAGCGAGCUGGGUCCCUUGACCGUUUUGGUAAGUGGAUCCUUUGCUGCCGAGGGACCUCGCCCCUUAGAUGCUCCGAGGUUGACUUGUUUGCCUACUUCUCGCACCUGCAGGGCGAGGGGGCGGGGGCCACGUCAUGCCAGCAUUGUGUGGAGGCACUGCGGUUCCUCCAUGGUGUUGCGGUGUUUCAAGUGCUUGACCUUGAAGAAGUCUUUAGCGCCAGGGUGCUAGGGAUUGUAAGGAUUAUGCAUGUGACAAAGGCCCCGUUAGCUCAACGUCCCCCUCUGACUGUAGAACACCUGUCCCUCUUGGAGCAGUUUGUGACCAUGAACAAGGAUCACCGCGCAUGUGUGGUAGGCCAACUGGUCUUCUGCGCACAUGCUUGUGCCCGGUGGGCGGACAGUCAGCGCGUACAGAGCCUAACCAUGGAGUGCGAUGCUGAGAGCGGUGUGGUACUGAUAGUGGCCGGGGCACUCGGCUCCAAAACACGGAUCUCUGCUGAAGCACGCACGCGGCUUCUGCCGUACGUCGCCCUGGGCAAAGGCGUAAGCAACGUGCCAUGGGCAGAGGCGUGGAUGGAGGCCAGAAAAGAAAUGGGUCUGCAAGCUGGAGGGUCUUUUCUCCUUCCAACCUGGAGUGAGCGAAAAUAUGACUGGGGUGAUUUUGAAAUGGGGGCCGCGGAGGCCACAAACUACCUCAGGGAGGCGCUCAUUUCCAUGGGAUGCGAUCUUGACGAGGUCCAGGACUAUGGCAGCCACAGCAUGAAAACUACUGUCCUGACUUGGUGUGGCCGUAGCACGAUCAUUCCUUUCACGGAGCCUGAGCAGCGUGCGCUUGGCCAUCAUCUGGAUCCGACAAGCAAAUCUCCUUUGACUUACAGCAGAGAGUAUUAUUUGAAACUCUAUGCAAAAGUGCUGGCCGUCUUUUCGACCAUCCAGCAAAACCGCCUGUCCUUUGAAGAGGGCAACGAAAGGGGCUUGAGCCGACUUGAAAUUCCGGCGUCAAAGCUGAACAGCGAAAAGAUGGAUGAGGAUGGGGAGUCGGACGACUCCGAUCAUGCCUCGAUAGAUUUGGACAGAGAGCUCGAAAGGGAUGAUGGCCCUGCCGAACGUGAAGUUUUUCGAGGGGUCCCCUGGACCACAUGCACUGUCCAUUCUGUCUCCGGCAUCACACAUGUGAAGAGGGAUCAGACCACUCUCUUGUUGUGCAACAUGACUUCCUCCGCCCUGGAAAGUACUGCCGAGUUUGCUGAGAGGUGCAAGCGGCUAGGACUGUCGGCAGCCAACUUGGAGGUGCUCCAGCAUGCAGGCGUUGCAAGCUUUGGCCAGUUGUGCUUUAGUGUGAGUGCCUCCCCUCACACCAUCACUGACCAGACUUUCGAAGCAUGGGUUCAGCGGCUUUGGGUGCCCUCGGUUCCUUCUGAGCAGCAGCAAACAUGUCUAAAGAAGCUCCUUUUCGAAAGCCAAACUAUGUCAAUGGGCGAGAUUCGACAGAAGAUGCAACCGGCCUCGGAGCAAGUUGCAAAGCCUCUGCCCCCAUCGGAGCGGUUAGCCAGGUCGCAGCGACAGCAGGCUAGGAUCACUGGUUUGGUGUACACUCCUGAGACUACUCCCUCGCACUACCUAGUUGACUUGUUUAACGAUCAACUUGAGACGGGCGUCAUUGCAUGGGUCGCGCCUGAAAAGUGCGCUUCCAGGGCAGAUGAAAUGCAAAGCAAUAAGAAGGACAAAGCCUUGCAGCUCAUGCCGGAUGGACAGAUCAAGGUUAACUCCAAGGCUGCAGAGGUCAGGUGUGAAGCCAGCACUGACUCCAAGCUUCGUGCAGCUUGGCAGAGACGGUCCCUUGCAAUGGACAUGGCCGGGAUUGCAACUUUCAUCGUGGUUGAAAAGUGGGUGCAUCAUCUCUUUUCAGUGUUUGCCCGCGACGUCCCGGAAGGUUAUGCACCCAUCCAGUUGAGGCAAAUGGUAAAUGCAGACAAGCGCUUGUUCAUGUUGGCCGCCGAGGGCCUGCCUGCUGAUCUCAGGGCCAGCCGGCCCGGAGACAGGACACCGCUGGAUGAUCAAAUUAUCAUGCUGAUGUUCUCUCCCGAGAUCUCUCAGUACCUUGUGCCGAUGCCCAAGCCUCAUGUUCCGCCCCCACCUCCGGGGGGUAAGGCCUUAGCUGAAUCGCUGAAGCGGGCCCUCAGUGAGGACUUGCCCUUUGAUAAAAACUUCUUGAGUCGGGCUUGGAAAAAGGGCAAGGGCGGCAAGGGCGGGAAGGGCGGAGACAAGCAGGAGGAUCCAGCAAAGCGAUUCAACCUUCCCGAGGAAUCAGCCUCUGUGUUUCUUGUGGAAUCAGGGGAAAUGCAAAUGGAAGGGCAAAGGAAAGCGCUGCAACAGGGGCUUCCACCAGCCAACGAGUGGGCCCCUGAGACCAAUUCUGGUCUUCACCCGGCUGAAUCCUUGGCUCGCAGCGCAGUGCAACAGGGUAAUCUUCAGAAGUCAGUCAUUUUGUCAGUUUUCGAGCUUUUGCCUGAAGGGAAUAAUCCUAGAGGGUCCGAUCAAGCUUCCAAGGCCUUCGUGACUGGUGCUUUCAUUCAUGGAACCAUGUGUUCAGUGGUCAACAAUCUCACACGUUUUCCAUGGACUUCUGAGCUCUUGGCAUCGUAUGCAAGGCAACAGGCACCGACGGCAAAAUUUUCUUCAUUGGUCAUUUUUCGCAACAAUCAGGCGGCUCCACAUCGCGACUCGCAUAAUUGCCCACAUAGUACUAACCAGGUUUUUGCAAUGACGAAUUUUUCAGGCGGAAGGGUCAUCGUGGAAGACCCUGAGGGGGAGCACAGAAUCACUCAUGAGGGCCGCGAUUUUCGUGGUCGUGCCAUAGCCUUUCGGAAUGGAAUGCUGAGAUUCGCUGCGCGGGAGGUCGUGCAUUGGACCGAGCCCUGGCUCGGCACCAGGGUGGUCCUUGUGUCAUACACGGUGAGGGGCCUAAAGAGCAUGCCUGACACUUGCCGUGAUUCGCUUUUGCAGGCCAGAUUUGCCUUGCCAGGCUAUAAAGCCGAGCCCCUUAGGUGCCCGCCUGUGGAGGUUCCCACUUCCCUAGAUGCUGAGCCUGAUGCCGAGGCCAACCCGGGUCCUGUGCCUGUAGGGUUUAGUCCUGCCCCUGUCCCGCAAGUACCCAAGGAUAGUCCGUCCUCCGCUUCGGUCGGCGAAACCCCGCUCGCCCUCGAACUAUUUUCGGGGCGGGGACGGCUGUCGCAAUGCUUGCGCCGGGCCGGAUUUACCGUCUUGUCCAUGGACCACAGGCUAGCUCACAGCCUCGUGCCGGUUUGCAAAACUGAUCUUGCCACUGAGGCAGGCCAAGCUUUCGUGUGGUCGCUCCUCGAAUCCUGCUGCCCUGCCUUUGUCCAUAUGGGCUUGCCUUCUGACACAGCCUCUUCUCGCUCCUCCUCAGGAGCAUUGCGUACCUCGCAACAUCCUUUGGGAUGCCCGGAUUUAAACUUAGGCAGUCUUGAGGCCACACGCGUGGAUGAGGCCAACAGAAUGUAUCGCUUCUCUUUUGAGGCCUUGAAGGACACAGAGGUGUUAGCCAAGUGGCAGGCAUUGCAGUCAAUCGACCUGCAUUGUUGCAUGUUUGGCGGCUCCCGUGCUAAGCCAUUGCGGCUUAAAUGUACACCUGGCCUGUUCGACUCCCUUGCGGUGUCAUGCGACAAACAACAUGAGCACAAGCCCUGGUCCCUCAAUCGCACUCGUGUGGAGAUUGCCGUGGAUGCAUCUUACCCUCUGGAUUUGUGUCGUCGUAUGGUUUCAGCCUUGCUGUCUUUCAUGAGCCAAGCUGGACAGGCCUUGCCGUCUGCCAUCCGUUUGCAUGACCAAUCCUUGGCCGCAGCUGGGGUCCAGCCGCGCCGGCAUAAACCUCUAAUCCCCGAGUACAAGACAGUCGUGCAAGUCCCAGCGGACUCUCCAAUCCCGACUGGUGCCAAGUUCUUUCACAAGGCUGCAUCUCUGGCUCACCCCAUGGAUACCACCAAGCCGGUGGCCAUGGUGACGAAAGCAGCAAUCGAUUCCUCCUUACAUGGGGACCCGGAUGCCCUAUCCGAGCAAAGGAGAUCCUUCCUUAGCUACUUGGAGGAGAAGAUUCGCCGCCUUCAGCCCCGUGAGGACGCCUUACACAAAGGCAUGCCAAAGUAUAUGCAGGAAGUUCUUGAGGGCAAAAACUUGCUAGCCUGGGAGGAGCUCUUGAAAGAGACGGGCUAUACUGACCUUGAUUGCGUGCGCUUCAUGAAGGAGGGAGUGAGGCUUGUAGGGUGUGAGGAACAUCCAAAGGACUUUGCGAAGAAGGUAUCCCCCGCAUCCUUAUCGGAAGAAGAGCUUAGAGCUACGGCUCGGCAUCGGAGGUCUAGCUUGUUGGGUUUAGGGCGUAGUUUCCCCUCCGAGGAGGAUGCUUCCCUGCUGUCCCAAGCCACGGCCGAGGAGGUCGACGCUGGCUUCCUUGAGCGAGGUAUGACUGCCGGGGAGGUCAGUGCCUUCUUCGGUCACGAAAAUUGGGGUGUGGUACGAAGGUUCGUGCUGGUCCAGGAUGGAGGUCGCAAGGUCCGUCCCAUAGAUGACUGCUUGGAGGCGCAAAUCAAUGCUGCUUACACCUCCACAAUUGCCCUGCAACUUCACGACUCAGAUUAUGUAGCUUCACUGGCCCUCUUCAUCGCCGAACGAAUGCAAGGCCUUCCAGCCAGCAAGCGCAUGCCGUGGCAUGGUAAGUGCCUCGACCUUUCGAAAGCUUAUAAACAAAUGGCAGUCCAUCCACGAGACCGCGACCUGUGUGUCAUCAUGAUCCAGGAUCAUGAUGGAGUUGCAACUUACCACAUUUGCAAUGCGUUGAUGUUCGGGGCUUCGGCAUCAGUGUUUGCAUUUGUACGGGUGAGUCGUUCGUUGUGGUGGAUAAUAAAUAAGUGCUUGAAAGUGCCCUGUGCCUGCUACUUCGAUGACUACCCAUUAUUUAGCCCGGAGUCAUCAGCUGCUUCCGUGGACCAAGAUGUAUCCCGGCUAUUGGACUUGCUGGGGUGGAGGCAUGCAAAGUCCGGGUCAAAAGGCAAGCCCUUUGAUAGUUCCUUCGACGUCCUUGGGACUAGGCUAGACUUGGGUGAGAUCUUGUCAGGGAAGAUAGUUCUUGCAAAUAAGGUUGGCAGGGCGGAGAAAAUUCUUGAAAAGGUUUCGACUGCAUCCCUAGGGAAUGGGAGCUUCAGGCAAUCUCUGCAGGUCCUUAUUGGACACUUGAACUUCGCCUCCGGCUUCUUUGCAGGAAGGGCCCUGCGACACGUGGCCUACGACUUGAAUCAUCUGAUGGGCAAGGAUUGGCUUUCAGCUAAGGACUCCUUAGAUGAGUUGGGCAGCCGCAUCUCCGUCAUCCUUCAGAGCACCCCUCCCCGGUCCUUAGUGUGCAACCGAGUGCGCCAACCGAUCCUGGUGUGGACCGAUGGCUCUUGGGAAAAGGGACAUGCGGGUAUAGGUGCCGUUGAAUGGGAUCCCAUUGCCUCGAAGGGUGCGGUUUGGGCUGGCCGCAUCCCAACCAGCAUCACUGCUCUGUGGUUGAAAACUGAAGAUCACACUCAGGAGCAGAUAAUAUCGCAGGUCGAGUUGUACGCAAUGGCACUCAUCAGACAUCUUCGGAAAGAAGCAUGGAUGCACCGGAGGGUCAUCGUCUUCUGUGAUAACGAGGCGGCACGCUUCGCAGCCAUAAAAGGUGGCAGCAGCAGCCACAGCAUGAAUCGGCUGGUGCAGGCAUGGGAUCACCCAAAUUUUGAUCACCCAGCUUACUUGUGGAUCGAGCGUGUGCCCUCUUUCUCGAAUAUUGCUGAUGGUCCCUCAAGGGGCGUGCCCGAAGAGGCCUUACACCUUACACGUACCAGCUCUUGCCGAACUUUUGAGACAGAGGCCGAGCUCGAGACUCUCUUGUUCAGCAGGCGCAGAAAGGAGAUGGGGUGA